This is a messenger RNA of Suillus bovinus, 750 nucleotides long. RefSeq lists its product as uncharacterized. Bases 1 to 750 code for a protein of 249 amino acids. The transcript is spliced from 3 exons. The record is from RefSeq and is a predicted model, not a curated record. NCBI's taxonomy places the organism in Eukaryota, Fungi, Basidiomycota, Agaricomycetes, Boletales, Suillaceae.
AUGAUUGCUCGUUGUCAUGCGAAAUGCUGGAUUAUUCAGUUGAAGGAAGAAAAUCAGGACUUGCAACUUUCUAGCAACCAACGUGGAAUGAAAGGUCAUAUAAUUAUCUAUCCUCAGCGCCCAGAAGGAAUUGCAAACAUCUUACCUCCACCUGUGUCAGACAUUAUUACUCCAAUAUGUGUCAUUUUUGUAGGAUCGUGUCCUCCGACUCGUGAAUGGCUUGAAGAAAAGGCGAAACCUUUGAUAGCUCAGAGAGAAAAAGUUCGUGCUGCAUUAGUUUGGCUGAAAAAACACAAUCGGCUUUACAAAGAUGUCAUUAUCGAUUUCGAUGUUUUGAACUCUAUGGAAGAGAAAACACUGAUGCCUUUUCGUGUUGAUCAUGUCCUUCCUAAUGAUGCACAUGAUUCUUUAACAUCAAAUAUGAUGCGACCGAGGCAUAAUGAUCAAUCAGUGCAGGCUGCUGAGCUAGAAGCUAAUUUUGAAAAGGUUGUAGUCACUGAUGUUGAUGGAAAUGCAUCUGCAAACGAAUUGUGUGCUGUGGCAGUUCAUCAUAUUAAGAACAAGGGCGGUGGAUAUGUCCAGAUCCCUCAUGGUCCUGAACCCGUCAAUGAGUUCUUUGAUCCGGACCUAUUUCCGAUGAUUUAUCCUACAUUGUUUCCAUACGGACUGGGAGGAUUUGAAGAUCACUUACGCUCCGAACCAUUAUCAUUAUUUUCAGCAACAUUACUCAUUUCUGUUCACAGUAUUUAA